Molecule: messenger RNA, 2730 nt
Organism: Calypte anna (Anna's hummingbird)
Lineage: Eukaryota; Metazoa; Chordata; Aves; Apodiformes; Trochilidae
Gene: YTHDF2
Product: YTH N6-methyladenosine RNA binding protein 2
Exons: 2
Coding region: 40-1638 (532 amino acids)
Biological process (GO): mRNA destabilization
Cellular component (GO): cytoplasm
Molecular function (GO): N6-methyladenosine-containing RNA reader activity; mRNA binding
Source: RefSeq, a predicted model, not a curated record
UUAUUUUUUUUCUCCUCACAGAACAAUGCCUACACUGCAAUGUCUGAUUCCUACUUACCAAACUACUACAGCCCUUCCAUUGGAUUCUCCUACUCCUUAGGUGAAGCUGCCUGGUCCACGGGGGGGGAUCCCCCCAUGCCCUACCUGACCUCCUACGGACAGCUGAGCAACGGGGAGCCCCAUUUCCUCCCAGAUGCCAUGUUUGGGCAGCCAGGGGCUCUUGGCAGCACCCCCUUCCUGGGGCAGCACGGCUUUAACUUCUUCCCAAGUGGGAUUGACUUCUCAGCUUGGGGGAAUAACAGUUCUCAGGGACAAUCCACUCAAAGCUCUGGCUACAGCAGCAGCUAUGCCUACGCCCCCAGCUCCUUGGGGGGAGCCAUGAUCGAUGGGCAAUCAGCCUUUGCUAAUGAACCCCUCAACAAAGCUCCUGGCAUGAACACCAUCGACCAAGGGAUGGCUGCUCUCAAGCUGGGGAGCACAGAGGUGGCCAACAGCGUCCCCAAAGUGGUGGGUUCUGCCGUGGGGAGUGGAUCCAUCACCAGUAACAUGGUGGCUUCCACCGGGCUGCCCCCGGCCACCAUCGCUCCUCCCAAACCAACCUCCUGGGCUGACAUUGCCAGCAAACCUGCCAAGCAGCAGCCCAAGCUGAAGACCAAGAAUGGGAUGGCGAGCUCCAGCCUCCCUCCUCCUCCCAUCAAACACAACAUGGAUAUUGGGACUUGGGAUAACAAAGGCCCAGUGGCCAAAGCCCCCUCCCAAGCUUUAGUUCAGACCAUGGCUCAGCAGCCCACCCAGGGCUCCCCCCAACCCGGGGCCCAACAGCUCCACACCAGCCCACCCGUGGCCGUGGCCCAGGCACCCGGUGGGCAGCAGCCCCCAGCACUGCCCCCACCACCCCCUCAAGCCACCCAGCUGCCCACCCCCCAGCCAGCAGCUCAGCCCACCCGUUGGGUGGCCCCUCGGAACCGAGGCAACGGGUUCAGCCAGAACGGAGUGGAGGGACCCGGGGGGGGACAGUCCCAGGGCAGCCCCGGGACCGCUCAUUCGGAACCUCAUCCGGUCCUGGAGAAGUUGAGGUCUCUCAACAAUUACAACCCCAAGGAUUUCGAUUGGAACCCAAAACACGGCCGGGUUUUCAUCAUCAAGAGUUACUCUGAGGAUGAUAUCCACAGGUCCAUCAAAUACAACAUCUGGUGCAGCACGGAGCACGGCAACAAGAGACUGGACACUGCCUACCGCUCCCUCAACGGGAAGGGGCCCCUGUACUUACUCUUCAGUGUCAAUGGCAGUGGGCACUUCUGUGGGGUGGCAGAAAUGAAAUCUGCUGUGGACUACAACACGUGUGCAGGGGUGUGGUCCCAGGACAAAUGGAAGGGACGUUUUGAUGUCAGGUGGAUUUUUGUCAAGGACGUUCCCAACAGCCAACUGCGGCACAUCCGCCUGGAGAACAACGAGAACAAACCCGUCACCAACUCCAGGGACACUCAGGAGGUGCCUCUGGAAAAGGCUAAGCAGGUGUUGAAAAUCAUUGCCACCUACAAGCACACCACCUCCAUCUUUGAUGACUUCUCACACUAUGAGAAACGCCAAGAGGAGGAGGAAAACGUUAAAAAGGAACGUCAAGGCCGUGUCAAGUAAAAGGCCAUUCCUGCCCCAGAGACUGCAGCAGAGCUCCCAUCCCAGCUGCCUGCAAGAGAGAAGCAAGAAAAAAAAAGAAAAAAAAAAUAUCCUGGAGAGAAUUAGGACUUUUUUUUUUUUUUUUCUUCAUUUCAGUGACUUCAAAGGAAAAAAAAAAAAAAAAAAAAAAGACUCUUACAAACUCACAGGUUAAAAGGAAAAAAAAAGAAAAAGGAGGAAAACAAAAAUAUUGGAAUUUCACAAGACAUAGGACUUGAAAAACACAAAACCAACAAAAAAAAUCCCUUCUAGGUAGAGCAUAGGUAAAAACCUGUCCCUUUCUUUUGGCUUUGGUUGUGAUUUCAGAGCAUAUGCUUUGGGUUUUGUUGUCUUUUUACUCUGUUUUUUUGGAUUUUCAGGUCUGUAAGUGGCAUCUGCCUGGUUUUCUUGUUGUUUUUUUUUUUUGGUUUUCUCUCCUUUUUAAACCCUGCUACUUCCCUCCCUCCCUCCCUCCCACCCCCUGGUGCCUCCUUGACAUUUGCACUUGGAACACACCGAGUUGUAAGAACCACCACGAAAAGUGGAGUCACUUUUGGUUUGGUUUUGUUUGGGUUUUCUUUCCCUCUCCUGGUCUGGAAGAGGAGGAAUUCUACAAGGAAGUUGGGGGGGUUUUGGCCUAAGAAGAAUUGAACAGAAAUUAUCCACGAGGUUGUGUCUUAAAAGAUGGUUUCAUUUUAUUCUGAGCCUUUGUUACUCCAAAGUCAGCUCCUAGGAAUCCUAAGGAAUGUUCUGUUCUUGUAGGGAUUUACAGAUGGAAUCUGGAUGAAUUUGGAUUUGAAAGCUGAGAACAGUGGUUGUAAAAAAGAAAAAAAACACACACAAAAAAACCCAUAACUUGUUUUGUUUACAGGAAAAAUUAAUUUUGGACAAAAAAAAAAAAGAAAAAAAAGGAAAAAAACAAAAAAACCACAAAAACCAAAAAAGAAACCCAACCAAGAACUAUUGUAAAAUGUGUAGUGAAUGUUUCUUCAGUUUCUUGUUAAGCCAAAUGAGGAAUGGGCCUUUCUUUUCCCCAUUAAUCACUUCUCAAUAAUAAAUGCAAGAUCCUGUUGA